This is a messenger RNA of Thunnus maccoyii (southern bluefin tuna), 1574 nucleotides long. It is a transcript of the gene ptcd2, whose product is annotated as pentatricopeptide repeat domain 2. The transcript is spliced from 10 exons. NCBI's taxonomy places the organism in Eukaryota, Metazoa, Chordata, Actinopteri, Scombriformes, Scombridae. Gene Ontology annotation, molecular function: RNA binding; protein binding. Gene Ontology annotation, cellular component: mitochondrion. Bases 23 to 1189 code for a protein of 388 amino acids. The record is from RefSeq and is a predicted model, not a curated record. Gene Ontology annotation, biological process: mitochondrion organization; multicellular organism development; regulation of mRNA processing.
AGUCCCCUUUGUUUUCAUCGCCAUGGUACAGUCAGCGGGCAAUAUGGCGCUGGGCAGAUUUAGUAAAUGUUGUCGGUCGUUACUACAUGAGCCCUCUAAAGGAGGAUUUUGUCGUGUUUUACAGCCAGGCUGGACUGAACGUUGUGCAGGAGCAAAAAGGCAUCUGUUGUCAGAAGAUGUUAUCAAACUACAAGACUUUCAGCAGAGGAAGCUUGCAGUGGCGCACCUUGUCACUGGAUCGAAAGGGAAUUAUAUUGAGCUGUUCAAUCAGAAGCUACAGAGGAACGAGCUGAUACUGCGAGAUGAGCUGAAGCUACUCCUUCAUUUGUGCCAGUCUGCAGAUGACAUGAUGAUAGCCAGAGAUGCCAUGUAUAGGUAUCAUGCAGAGAACCAGAAUUUGGCAUUUGGAGAGUUCAAGUUUGGUCCUGUCUUCAUGAGACUCUGUUAUGAGCUGGGUCUGGAGGAGAUGGCUGCUGCUACGCUUACUGAUAAGACUAUGAGAGGAUUUUUCAACGACGCCACCUCCUUCAACAUCGCCAUAGACAUGUUAUUCACAAAAGGCUCUCAUGAAAUUGCUCUGGAGGUGCUGAGAACCAUGAGGAAACAAGGCGUACCGUUCAAUAAGGACACAUUGAUCCUGGCAGCUGGCACCUGCUAUAAACUGAACACACCUGAGUCCUACAGGAUCUGCACUGCUCUCUUAGAGGAGGGUCAGACCAAAGGGCACUUUAUCCCCAGACAUGCUUACUGCUUUGCCGUGGCGUUAGCGCUUCGACAGAAUGACAUUGAAAACGCACGGUCGUUGUAUUCACAAAUAAUGAGCACAGACAGCAGAUUAUGCCAAAAUUUGAAGGUCGUACUAUUAGCAAUGUCCGGAGCAGUGACAGGCGCCGUUUCCAUCCUGUCUGAAGCUUUUUUGUCUAAAAGUCCUUCUUUUGUGAAGAAGCCUGAAUUUUCUCAGGAGGUGGUGGAUCUGCUGCGUUUGCGAAGUGAGGAUGGACCACACAUGACGAGAGUGGAGCAGAUAGUGUCUCAGCUUGAGCGAGCUGGUCAGGUGAUUCAGCAGACCCUCGAUGACAUGCUGUGCUACACACCAACAGGGAAAAGGAAACCAGCGCCAAUAACGGAGGAGAGGAGGAUCAGCCGAAGGACUCUGACACCACUACAGUCCACUCUGCUGUCAGAGUGAGGCACCCUGCCUUAACCCCGUCCCUCAAAACUAGUGUUAUAUGUGGCUGAAAAGUGUUAGUAAACCCUCGCUCUGGCUAUAGUUGAUUUUGUCCCAGUUAUCUACCUCUCCUUUAAGACAGACACAUUCAUCCCUCUACAGACUGAACUUUAGUCUCAUAUUUUAGUUGUCCCUAUCUUGUUGCAAAUGGUCACAGUACAUUUUUGCCUGGUACGUACCUACACUAAACAGAAAACUGCUGAAAUGAAGUUUGAGGAAAGACCAUCUUAAUGGGUAUAAAUAUUCCUGUAAGGAUCACAUGUGGAUGACAUGAAUGAAUUGGAAAAAUGUGAUGUGUACGUGAAAGUGUGAAUGAUUAAAGAUGAAUAAGAUAUUUUAAGAAAGA